UGCGAUUGGGGUGGAUUAGUGGGUACUAAGCACUAAAGCGAUGGGUGGCUCAAUGGGGUAUUGGGUGUCAUAACGAAAACCUAACCUUAAAUGUGUCAUAACGUUACCAAGUUACGUGCAGUGCAAAUAGUACGCGAAUUGACGUGAAUAAUACGAAUAAUACAUAACCUCGAAUCCACGACUACCCCACUGACAUCACUGACAUUAACACAAAUACGAAUACGAAGUGCAUGUUUUUCUUAUGUUUGCCUACGAUACGCAAAAAGAUUAACAUGGCCGUUCAGAUCUCAUUACGGGAGAUUCGAUAAUAAGAUGCCAUAGAUCGAAGAAGUGACGUUUAUACCGUACAUACAGUUUCGAAAACGUUCAAAAAAUUUAACCGAGUGUAGUGACCAAUUUAAUGUUCGUUCUCAUAUAAACGCUACUGAUAUGGAAGAACUAUUGAAGCAGUCAGCCAUUGAUUUGAAAAAUAAGCAGCCACGAGAAGUAGCCAAAAGAUUGCCGAUCAUUAUAGUGGAAGGCGAGUUGGCUAAAAACUGUGGCGAUUAUAAAAGAGCUUUCAUUUUUCUCAAGAGAUGGCUCAGCAUAGUAGGAUGGAUCAAAUCUACCAAGGACUUCAAAAAUGAGGGACCAUCCAGCAAAGUUUUCAACUUUGAAAGGGAGGAUGAAGUCAAAGCACUCUUUGCAGAGGUUGAGAAAAAAGUGCUUGCCUCUUUGGCUCCACCACAGAUUGUGCCUGAAAUUGAAGAUGUAUCGAUGAUAGAAACUCGUGACAAAAAGAAAAAUCCAUUAAGCGAGAGUAUCCUGAAUCUUCCGGAAACGCCAACGGAUGAACCACUUGCAAAAGAGUCGGAUGAUUUCACUUCUUGCCUUCAGUUGUUUCAGAUUUUGAAAUCAGACUUGAAAUUUUUGCUCAUCGACUUCAGACCUAGGAAUGACUAUAAUGAAUCCAGGAUAAAAACUGACCGAUGUAUUAAUAUACCAGCCGACGCCAUUACAGAUGGAGUAUUGGCUGCAAAAUACGAGCAUCUUUUCCAUGAUGAUAAAAAAUCACGCUGUCUGUACGAAAAUCGAGGUCGCAAAAUGACUGACAUAAUCAUUCUACUUGACUGGAGUACAACGUCUUCAACACUUUUUCCUGGCAAUAAAAUGUGUGUGCUGAGGGGUAUACUGAAGCUCUGGGACCCAGGCACAGUUGCCCCAACAAUAAAAAUCCUGGACGGCGGUUAUUCAGACUGGCUGAACCGUUAUCCAACGUUGGUGACGAAUCCCAAAGUGAAAGCCCCGGAUAUGGAGACAAACGCUAUGGAUGAAAUUCUCGAAGAAGUCGAAUAUCCUGAUUGGCUGAAUGCGGACGAAAAUUCAAGUCCAUUUGCCAAAUUGAAAAUACAGUCCGCGGAGAAAAAUGAGUCGAGAACGAAACGUACCUUUGAUAAUCGAAGACUCGAUGAUUCGAUAACGUCCGAUUCGAGAAAAGAGGAAAUUUCGUCGAAGACGCAUAAUAAAAUAUCUACAACUCGUAAUAACGAAAGUAUGGAUUUUGUUUCACUUCGUGAAGGAACCUUAAAAAAAGCAAAUGAUUCUACCGAUGAAAUGAGACAUCCCUAUAAAUUUAUCAACCAAAAAGUUACAGAAAUGACAAAGUAUUCCAAUCGCAUUCCAAUCAAUAACGAUUACACGGAAGAUAUGAACGUCGAGGAGGAUGAACUUAUUUUCGAAAGUGCGAAAUAUCCUAGCAACUCGAGCGCUAAAAACCCAAUAACGAAACCGAAAAUUGACAGAAGUUCGAAACCUUCGAGCUUUGUCAAAAGUACUUCUCAAGCGGGCAAACAGCUUUUGACACUAAAAGCUCAGUACAGCGAAUUAUUGAGAAAUAUGGAAAUUUGUGAAAAAGAAAUUUUGUGGAUAGAAACGGAACUCUACGAGCAGGAUGAGAACGACAACAGAGUUAUAAACGAAGAAGCCAGAGAGAAGCACAGAGCACAUUUGAAAUCUCUUCAUUCUCAUGUUGCUAAGUUGAAAAAGGAAAAGGAUCAAGUGAAAGAGGUUCUAACGAACCAAUUACCUAAAUCUAUAUCGCUCAGUACUAGCGAAGAGAAUAAAGAAUGUCAGUUGGAUCUGCGUAUCGGUGGUUUGGAACAACGUCUCUGGAAUAUAUCUCUAGAAAGGCAAACCCUCAAAGAGAAAAUAAUAAAUAAGGAAAAGGACAAGCAGAAUACGUUGAAAAGAAAUGAAAAUGGCAUCACGAAAGAGCCAUUGAAGUCUGAUGGUUCCUCAGCCAAUACCGGUCUAAAGCGAUCACAUUCCAGCCCAAACCUCGCGCAGCUGGACAAUGGAAAAAUACCACUUGUCGACAGAUCAUCGAAGCCUCAUCUGCCAGUGGCACAAGCUCCGAGCAGAGCAACGAUCAGUGUUUAUCCAAAACUUACGUGGAAGGAUCGGGAACAACGUAUGGAACCUAUUUUCCGUGAUACACGUCCAGGAAUUACAGGAUUGAAAAAUUUAGGGAAUUCGUGCUACAUGAACAGUAUAAUACAGUGUUUGAGCAACAACAUACGUCUUGCCAAAUACUUCAACGAAGACGCGUACCUGGACGACCUUAAUAAGAGCUUGAACAUCUGCAAGCAGGGCCAAGUUGCCGACGAAGUUGCUCACGUUAUUAAAGCAUUAUGGAGAGGACAGUACAAGAGCAUAUCGCCACGAGACCUCAAGGUUGUAAUUGGACAGUACAGGUUACAAUUCGACUGUAACGAGCAACAAGACUCUCACGAAUUUCUUGUUUUUCUUCUCGAUUGGUUACACAAUGAUUUGAAAAAAGGAGUCGAAUAUUACUUGGGCAAUCAUAAUACCGCGAGGAAACAGUGGUUCAAAUCCCUUAAUAACGGUGAAUCCAUUAUUUCGGAGUUGUUCAUGGGGCAAUUGAAAUCAAGUAUUAUCUGCAGCACCUGCAACAACAGCAGCAUCACAUACGAGACUUUCAACAGUUUGACGUUAUCGUUACCGAACACGAAUCGGUGCACGCUCGAUGAUUGCGUAAAAAAGUUCGUCACCGGGCAGAAAGUAUCGGGCUGGACGUGUGACAACUGCAAGGCGCCUCGCGAAGCGACGAAAAAAUUUGAUUUUAUCAAAUUACCACCAACCGUCGUCAUCCAUUUAAAUCGUUUUGCCGACAACGAAGGGUGGCUCCAAAAGUCAAACACUUCGGUAGAUUUCCCACUCGGUGACUUCAACCUAGACACGUACCUCGUUGACGAUGACAAUUCCAAGGACAACCAAAUACAAUACGAUUUUCAUAGAAUGUCACUGUACGCAGUUUCGGUACACUACGGCACCAUGUCCGGAGGUCAUUAUACAGCGUACUGCAGAAACGUUGGCCAACAGAAAUGGUACAAAUACGACGACCAACUUGUGAGCGAAGUAUCAGCAAGUGAAGUGAAGAAUCAAGGGACCAGUGCUUAUCUUUUAUUCUACACAACGAUUGGCAACGAAUCAUAUCCCUACAUACAGCGAGGUCCUAUGAUGAAGCUAGGACGUUUCUGAGUACGGGAAUCGUACGAUAACCAAUCAUUUCUAGCGUAAAUCGCCGUUCGUUAAGAAUCGCUUUUUUUAAUUCAUUUUCUUUUCUUUUCUUUUUUUUUUUUUAUUUAUUCUCUUUCUCGAUUGAAAAAAUCGCGUAAAAAUUAAUAAUACACACGGUUUAUCAAUGAAAUAAAUGAACGUCGGUGUGUAUCUAAUGUACAAAGUGACAAUCGUGGUGUGGAAGGAACGAGUAACAAGACAUUCCAGUUGAAGAUAAAAAUGGAAUUCAUAUUGGUGCUUCGUUAAAAUGUAAAUAUGUAAAUAAUUAUAUAAAAAAAAAGUUUAAUUAGAUAUUAUCUAUACAUAUACACACUUGAUAUAUGUAUUAUGUUUAUACACGAGGUGUCCCACCACGAGAAUUGAGCCGAGCCUGAUUCAGGCCCGAAUUUUAAACUAAAAAGUUGUUGACCACUGAAACUAAGCGUACUCUGACCACGUGUUUGAAUCAAAACGGUCAGUGAUAGUCGGAAAAUGCAUAGAACCGAUUUCGUAGAGAAUUAUUUUUCCGACAAAAAGUUUUCACCUGAUUUUUUCUAUCUCCAGCAUAUUCGUGGUGAAAGUGAAUUAAAAGUCAAGACCGUAAACCACGGAGUGCAGAAACUGUUUGCACGCUCCUCUCGAAAUGAAACUAGCGAGCAUAGAAAAUGAUGGCCAACUACUAUUUCAUAGGGAAUUUUGUGCUCUAUGGAAUUGGUUUUGCGGGUUUUUCCUCUAUCUCUAUUCAUUCCGACAGCGUAUCAACAAUAAUUAUGCGUAAUUUGUUCGAUAUUAAUGAAUGAUGAAAAAUUUUGAUGGAAAAGUGAAAUUUUGUGCUUGUCGGAUUAGAAUUUAGUGUUGAAAUAAUUGUCGAUAAGGACGAACGGAUACGUGGUGGGACAUGUAGUAAUUGUUACACGCUUUUAAAGCCUCACGCUUAUGCCUUUUGUUAGGAAUAAUGAAACUGAGAAUAUUGUCUUCGUUGUAUCCUUGAAGUAUAUAUUUUUCGGUAACAACGCAGCGAAUGAAAGUCAACAAGCCAUGCGCAUUUAACGAAGAAAAUUUAAAAAAAAAAAAAAAACAACCAUUUCCAUUGAUCCGUGCGAUAAGUCUCGUCAAUAGUGAUUGUAAAGUACUAUAAUUUUGAAAGUCUAUAAAUUACAUAUAAAUCAAUUAGUCGACUGUUGAAAAAAUACUGCGUUUACGGUAUUCUGAUUACUUUUUUUUGCCUGCGCCGCGUGCAUCUGUGAUCGAUAAGCUUUUUGUCGGCUUUAUGGCCUGUCGUACUAUAAAUAUGUCUGCUCGGAAUACUCGUACUUCGGAGCGAUCGAAUACGAGUAAAACAUACAUUGCUAGAUGCCAAGUUCAAAAAGACAAAAAUACAGAGGUUUCAAACUUUUGCAAACGAAAAA
Messenger RNA from Venturia canescens, 4967 nucleotides. Its product is annotated as Ubiquitin specific protease 8. NCBI's taxonomy places the organism in Eukaryota, Metazoa, Arthropoda, Insecta, Hymenoptera, Ichneumonidae. Gene Ontology annotation, biological process: protein deubiquitination. The transcript has 12 exons. Bases 430 to 3540 code for a protein of 1036 amino acids. Gene Ontology annotation, molecular function: cysteine-type deubiquitinase activity. The record is from RefSeq and is a predicted model, not a curated record.